GAAUCGUGUUAUUAGGAGCUGAUAGUAUAUCCUAUCUUUUUGGGUGGCCACUGGUUACCUAAUACGGUAAAGUAUCGUGAUGGCACAGGCAACUGAUCAAUCCAUCGGAGUCAAGUCAACACCUCAGGAAACGGUGUCUUUGUGAAGUCUAGUGUUGAUCGCUCAGCGUGUUCCAUUAAAUGCGAAAGCAACUGCAGAUUGAAGUUGAACGGCACCCAGGAGCCCCUUGGAAUAACAUGAAUGAAUAACACCAUGGGCUGCUACACCAGCUGAUAAGGGACGGGCUAAAUACGGAAGCUCCAACAGGAAGUCCGCCGUAAAAGUUGUCAAAGCUCGCCAGCUAGCAAUGCGGCUCGGUGCUUUCAUUUAAUUCCCGAGGUGACAGCACCGAGAAGCCGUCUGCCUUCGCCGAGUGAGAUAACUAAAUACGCAACAUGGAGGACUCGAGUAGCAGCAAGCCGUUCAUGGUGACGUCCUCCCUGAACUUCAAAGUCACCACCCCGACCUUCUACAAUCAGCCAAAGAAGUUUGCCUCUGUGGCACCACCGCGGCCCAAAAGUCUGACGCCUCCCUCUGCUCCAUCCCCGACGCCAGUGGGCACAGCUGUGAUCGGUCGAGUGGGAGAUCUGCCUCCGCCGCCCCCUUCGCUCUGUGAUGACUUCCCACCCCCACCUCCCCCCCCUCCACUGGAUGAUGAUUUGCCGGCCCCUCCCCCCGAAUGCCAAACCAUAUCCUCUCCCUGUGAGGUCCCCCCUCCUGCCUUCCCGGCUCCACCUCCUGUAGCAGAUGAUCUGUCCCUCCCAGCUCCCCCUGAGGAGAGUGACUGUCCCCCGUCCUGCCUGUCUCCCCCUCCUCCCCCACCUCCUCCACCUCUCCCUGCCUCUGGUACCAGUAUUACCAAUGCUGCUGGAAACCCACAGCGGCUGGUGGGGAAGCAGACAAGCUUCGAUGAACAGCUCGACUCUCUAACUGACUUGUUGUCUGAGAUGGAGACCAGGGGUCCUUUCAACCCUAAGUUACCAAGCCAGUAUUCUUCAGCACCAGCACCCAAGCCUUCAGGUCCUCCCCCGACCGCUCCAAAACCAGCCCUCUCCUUCCUCCCACCCCCUGAGAUGGCAGACCGCCCGCCACCAGCACCCUGGGCAGAAGAACUCAAAGCCAGAACAAACCGACAUGCCAAUCACAACUCUGCUCCUCAGCCGCUCGCUAAGGCCCCGGUCGUGGCCCCAAAGUCUGGUUUCGGAGGGAGAACAGCAACAUCCUCAACCUCUCUGGCCCAAAAACUGAACCAGAACCUUAACCAGAACACCCCCCCAAUCAGUGUUACACCAAAACCUGCCCCUCCAUCUGCCGCCAGCUCUUUCCCUCCACCUCCGGCAGCUCCCCCUGCACCUCCUACUGUACCAAACAAUAUGGCAGCUGUCCCGGCCUCCAAUCAUAAGAGUUCUCCCUUUGCCAGUCAGAUGAACGCAAACCAAAACCCUCCUGCUGCAAUGCCUCCUCCUCAACCUAAGAUGUUGGUGUCUCCCCCAGCCUCUUUUAACCAACCAAUGAAGACUCCUCCCGCAGCAACGCCCUCACCCCCUGGCCCAGUUCCUAUCCCAGGUGGAGGCGUUCCUCUUAAUAUGAGGGAGGUGGAAGAGCUGGAGAGAAUGACCAAGGACUUCAUUAAAGACAUGGAUACCCAUGCACCUGUCAUCACCUCGGCUCCAACAGAGGUCUGUGGGAAGUGUGGCGAGGCUCUGUCCCGUACCCAGCCAGCGGUCAGGGCGAUGGAUAAACUCUUCCACUCAAACUGCUUCUGUUGCAUGAGCUGUCAUCGCCCCCUGCAGGGACUGCAGUUCUACGACAGGGACGGCGCACCUCAGUGUGAGGACUGCUACAUGAGCUCCCUGGCUGUGUGUUCCCGAUGUGGGGAGAGGAUCACAGACCGUGUGCUGAAGGCGGUGGGCCAGUGUUUCCACUCCCACUGUUUCCGCUGCAGCACCUGUUCCUGCACACUUGAGGGGGCGCCCUUCAUCACUGAUGACAACAACAACCCCUACUGUGUCCAGGAUUACCACAGGCGUUUCUCCCCUCUGUGCGUGAGCUGCAAUGAACCCAUUAUUCCAGCCCAGGGCAGCGAGGAGACUGUCAGAGUGGUGGCUCUUGACAAGAACUUCCACCUUAAGUGUUACCGUUGUGAGGAUUGUGCUCGCCCUCUCUCCAUAGAAGCAGAUGAAAAUGGCUGCUAUCCGUUGGAUGGCAAGAUCCUGUGUAUGAAGUGCCACACUCAGCGAGCAAAGCAAGCUGCUAAGUGAUUGGCUGAAACUCCGAUUAACUAUGAACCAAAAUCCAAAAGCACAGGAUUCAUUCCGCAGCCGCUUUGCUUCUGCAACAGAGCUGUAUGGCGUAUAUCUGUGCGCAGGUGUGAGUGUGCUGUGUAAAAAGGUAUGUCUGCAUGCAAAUACAUUGUAGUAUUCCCCCCUUUGUUCACUUCAGUGCAGAAGUAAUGUACUGCAUUGAAAUAAACCCGCCAUCUUUCAUUCCCAAUCUCAAACGCUCCAAUCUCUCAUCUAGUCCUAUUGAUGAAAGUAUUUUUUGUGCCAAUUCUAUGUUUACGCUUACAUUUCCAGCAUAACUUGCACAAAAAUAGUUUUGGCAAAACAACAGUAAUGAAUAUAAAGCUGCCUUUCUUUGUCUUUACUCUCGUAUCGUUAGUAGCGCUAUAUACUGAGACAUUUCCGUCUAAAGACUGACUGGUGGGUCUAUUUCCAUAUGAGCAUUGUAACUAUAGCGAUGAUACAGUCAUAUUGUUACCAUAGGGUGAGGAGUACCAGAGACGUCCUAUUUGACCACUCUACAUAUUUCACCACUCUGGUUGGCUGUUCGUAGAGCUUUAACAUCUUUAACUUGGCAGUUGUUUUGCCUGCAAGCAUGUUUAUGUUUGCUUUCCUGCCUAGAAAGUGCUUUAUAUCAGCCGACUAUUCAGCAUUCUGACGUCCUCUAGGGCUGAACGUCAUAUUAAAAAAUUGCUCUUAGUUUUUUGUGGCGUGAAUUUUAUAAUUAACAGGCAUACAUAUAUGUACAUGUUAUAUACAUCUAUGUAUAUUUGCUCUCUUUGAUCAUAUAGACUGUAUAAGGGCAGGAUUAGAAGAAAGUUGUUCUGCUCAUAAAAUGGUCUGGAGCUGAUUUAAUGGUGUAAUGAAAGAUGCAUGCUGUUUGAAUGGACACAUAUUGAUCAAACAGACGAGCACAGAUUACAGGAAUCACACAAAAACGUGGAUAUAAAUGUCAGCUGUGUGGCUGAAAGCCGGACCUAUCAAGGUUGCACAGUUCCAUGAUGACAUAAAAUAUCCUUUCAGAGUCACUUUGACUCUGAAGCCGCCGCACAUGAUCAAUUUUUGUAUUAGUAAACAUCUAGAAACUUGAUGGUAUUUUUGAUAUGCUCUUCCUUGGAAUCUCAUGCUUUCAAGAAUAUCAUUUAUAGACGUAAAAAAAAAAUGUAUUCAGUAGUAAAGUUAUACUGAAUGUGUGCCAGCGCUAAAUUAAAGCAGAUAGAUCAAGUAGAGGCAUUAGCUUUUAAUCAUUUUAAAUAACAGAUUUUAAAAUCUAGUGACCAAAUAUUUCAACGCUGUUGGCAGGAUUAAGGUCAAUAAACCCGUUUCUCACCUUUUUUUGUGUUUAAGCCCAUUUCUUCUGGUCUUUAUCUAUUCUAUUAUUAAAGUAAAUACCACUAUUAUUCAUCUUUUGUACUUAAGUGUGAUUAUGAUGUUGUAUACUAUUUUAAUCUUCUCAUACUGUACUGUAUUUCCUUGAUAAAUGCUUACAAUUGUUUUCAUUUUGAAGCUGGAGCUGUGCCUUCUCCACUAUUGUAUACAUUGUUCCUCUUUUAAUUGAGCCUUCUUUGCAGCUGCAGAAAUUCAUUCCACUGUAAGAAAUCAGUUGUUAUUCGUGCUUUCAUCGAGGUGCAGUAUAACUCCAGAAUGACUUGUAUGGCCGUAUUUGUUCAGCAUUGCAUGCAAUCUGUGUAGAUGGUGGCGGUAUUUCUUCUAGUUGUAUGUCUUUUGUCUGCAACAACUACGCCACCUUUGUAGCUCUGCCUUUUGUCAUCACUAUGGGAUUUUAAACGUAUGAUGAUGCCUUGAGUUGCAUUUAUCUGGCGUUUUGUGUUGUAUUACAUGCGGAUGCCUUGUCUUUUCAGUUAAUUUUUCGAUAAGUUCCUGUUUGAUAUGCGUGAAUGUGUAUAUGUUUAAAAACUUUAUUUAGCCCCUCCCUCUCUGGCUGUAUCAAAAGAUAAACAAAUAAACCGAAUGCUAAGUACAAAGUC
Molecule: messenger RNA, 4309 nt
Organism: Pungitius pungitius (ninespine stickleback)
Lineage: Eukaryota; Metazoa; Chordata; Actinopteri; Perciformes; Gasterosteidae
Gene: zyx
Product: zyxin
Exons: 10
Coding region: 435-2300 (621 amino acids)
Biological process (GO): transforming growth factor beta receptor signaling pathway; integrin-mediated signaling pathway
Cellular component (GO): cytoplasm; focal adhesion; stress fiber
Source: RefSeq, a predicted model, not a curated record